Molecule: messenger RNA, 486 nt
Organism: Strongylus vulgaris
Lineage: Eukaryota; Metazoa; Nematoda; Chromadorea; Rhabditida; Strongylidae
Source: the annotation of a GenBank genome assembly
GCAUUUGAUUUGCAUUCGAAAAUGUUAUUAAUCCAUUUUAGUAGAAUCCAAGAUGGUUAUUCCUGCAUCAAAGUUUGCGGAUCAGAGGAUGCCACAUGUCUUGGUAAUCACACCAAAGAAAUUCUUUACCAGUUUCGGGCUUUACCAUCUACCACUUUUGUUAGAUAUCCUAUUGAGGUGUCUAGGAUACGGACUCAUAUGGACACACCAUUUUCGGUGGACUACAGUCUUGACACCGUUGGACUGCGACAUUUCAUCAUUGAACAAGAUAGAAAUAUUGGUAAGGAGUUGUCGUCUCUUGCACUUCAACGCCCGAAGCAGAGUUUUAACACAAAUCUCUUACGAAUUGUGAAGUUGGCUAAACCUAUAGCUGGCCCAGCGACAGAGCGAAUUCGCGUGAACAUCCAUACGAAGUCGAGGACCGGGGUUAUCCUUGCCUACAACGUGGCCAUCAUCGAGGUUUACGUGUCGCGAUAUUACUUCUGA